AUGAACAGAAAGAAGAUUCUGUCACUUGGCAUGAAUGUGGGAUGCAUUUCUUUGAGCAAGAAAGUCUUGAGGAGCACAUGAGAAUUGACACUGAAGAGAAACCAUUCAUCUGCCCUCAAUGUGGAAAAAGUUUCACAGUGAAACAAAAGCUCGAGGCUCAUUUAAGGAUUCACACUGGAGAGAAACCAUUCACUUGCCCUCAGUGUGGAAAAAGUUUCACACAACAAGGUCAGCUUAAUAUUCACAUGAGAAGUCACAGUGGAGAGAAACCUUUCAUCUGUCCUCAAUGUGAUAAGAGUUUCACAUCGAAACAAAGCCUUAAAAGUCACAUGAGAAUUCACACUGGAGAAAAACCUUUUACCUGCCCUCAGUGUGAAAUGAGCUUCACACAGCAAGGAUACCUUAUACGUCACAUAAGAACUCAUACUGGUGAGAAACCUUUCACCUGCCCUCAAUGUGGAAAGAGUUACAAAGUCAAACAAAGCCUCGAGAGUCACUUGAGAGUUCACACUGGAGAAAAGCCAUUCGUCUGCCCUCAGUGUGGAAAGGGUUUCACAGCAAAACAGUGUCUUAAAAGUCACAUGAGCAUUCACAUUGGAGAGAAACCUUUCACCUGCUCCAUCUGUGGGAUGAGCUUCACACAACAUCAAAGUCUUAAACGUCACAUGUUCACUCACACUGGAGAGAAGCCUUUCAUUUGCCCUGAAUGUGGAAAAAGUUUUGCAGUGAAACAAAGCCUUGAGAGUCACACGAGAAUUCACACCGGAGAGAGACCUUUCACCUGCUCUGAAUGUGGAAAGAGUUGCACAGUAAAACAAAACCUGGAGAGUCACAUGAGAAUUCACACUGGAGUGAAGCCUUUCUCCUGCCCUCAGUGUGGAAAGAGAUUCACAGUGAAACAAAGCCUCGAGAGCCACAUGACCAUUCACACUGGAGAGAAACCUUGCACCUGCUCCGAGUGUGGAAAGAGUUUCACAAUGAAGCAAAAGCUUGAGAGACACAUGAAAAUUCACACUGAAGAGAAACUUUACAUCUGCCCUUUAUGUGGGAACAGUUUCACAAUGAAAACCAACCUUGAGAGACACAUGAAAAUUCACACUGAAGAGAAGCCUUUCACCUGCUUUGUGUGUGGAAAGAGUUUUAGAAUAAAACAAAACCUUGAUAGUCACAUGAGAGUUCACACUGGGCUGAAGCCCUUCAUCUGCUGUGAAUGUGGGAAAAGUUUCACUGUGAAACAAAGCCUUGAGAGUCACAUGAAACUUCACAAUGAAGCAACGGCGUUCACCUGCUCCGAGUGUGGAAAGAGUUUCACAGUGAAACAAAACCUUGAGAAUCACAUGAGAAUUCACACUGGAGAAAAGCCUUUCGCCUGCCCUCAGUGUGGAAAGAGUUUCACACAACACGUACACCUUAAACGCCACAUGAGAAUUCAUUUUGACAGAGUCGAGGAAUCUUCUCUGCUGUCUCCUGUGUACACCAUCCAUCCAGAUGAAGUGAUAGCAGUCAUAGCGUACCAGGACACCCACCAGCUGUCGGAGGAGAGUGAUGUAGUCAAUCUGUUUAUAUGAUUAUUUGGCCGUGAGUGAUAAGAGACCAAUGGGACAAUUGGUCAGGAUGCCACUUUUACACCCCUACUCUUAAUGAGUAAGUGUUUCUGUUGUUCAUUAUAAUGGGAGAUGCAGUGUUUCCCCUUCAUUUUAAAUUUACACAAUUAUUCUACAUAUUUUGAAUGUUUGUUAUACCUUGUUUGCUUAUAAUGAUUUAUGCAAUGUUUUUCUAAUCAUGUAUAACCUAAUAUACAAAGAAUAACAUUUA
Messenger RNA from Sinocyclocheilus rhinocerous, 1815 nucleotides. Its product is annotated as gastrula zinc finger protein XlCGF57.1-like. The transcript has a single exon. The record is from RefSeq and is a predicted model, not a curated record. Gene Ontology annotation, biological process: regulation of transcription by RNA polymerase II. Lineage: Eukaryota; Metazoa; Chordata; Actinopteri; Cypriniformes; Cyprinidae. Gene Ontology annotation, molecular function: DNA-binding transcription activator activity, RNA polymerase II-specific; RNA polymerase II cis-regulatory region sequence-specific DNA binding. Gene Ontology annotation, cellular component: nucleus. Bases 42 to 1568 code for a protein of 508 amino acids.